AUGUUAAGUACUACAAUGAUUUUGAGCAGAUCAAAACCCGCUUUGCCAUCUACCAAUGAUUCCGCAAAUUCUAAGCGAAGUGCCCCUCUCAAGAACAUAUCUCAGAUUGAGGAUUACUUGAAGAAAAGGGAUUACACUGGAGCUAUUACCUUGCUGGAAUUUAAACAACACAAUGAUCAACUUGACAACGUGGAACUAUGGGUAGCUUACUGCUCGUUUCACAGAGGCGAUUAUAAGAAGGCCUUACAGAUAUAUCAACAAUUGUUUAAGAAAAAUCCAGAGUCGGAUAACUUAACUGUAAACGUAGCAUGCUGCUAUUUCUAUUUAGGUAUGUACGAGGAGUCUAAGGAAUUUUUACAGAAAUCGCCAACAAGCAGGCUUAAAACGAGGCUGAACUUUCAUUUAUCACACAAAUUAAGGGACGAAGGCGCGUUAAUGGAAUAUCACCAACAACUCCAAGAUGUUCUAGAGGAUCAGCUGAGCUUGGCUGCUAUCCACUAUUUGCGGGCCCACUACCAAGAAGCUAUCGAUAUCUAUAAACGUUUGUUAUUACAAAACCGGGAAAAUCUAGCGUUAAACGUUUAUGUAGCCCUCUGCUAUUACAAAUUAGAUUAUUACGACGUGUCCCAAGAGGUUUUAGGGUUGUAUCUAAACCGUUAUCCAGAUUCCGUGAUCGCAACCAAUUUAAAGGCGUGUAAUACGUUCCGUUUAUACAACGGGGCAGUUGCGGAGAACGAGUUGAGAUCUAUCAUCGAUCAGAGCGCUAAUGCCGGCUUUGGAUACGAUUUGGUCAAACACAACUUAGUUGUUUUUCAGGACGGUGAAGGCUCGAUGCAGGUUUUUCCAUCUUUGGUCGAUGUCGUACCGGAAGCGAGACUAAACUUGGUGAUCCACUACCUUAAAAACAAUGAUACGAAAGAAGCGUACGAGCUGUUAAAAGAUCUACAACCGGCCGUCCCUCAGGAGUACAUCUUGAAAGGCGUUGUCAAUGCAGCGUUGGGUCAAGAUUUAAAUUCGCCCGAACACAUUAAAAACGCCGAAGAAUGUUUUCAUUUAGUCGGAAGUUCUACCAGCGAAUGCGACACGAUACACGGGAGACAGUGUAUGGCUGCGGCGUUCUUUCUCGCUGGGCAAUUCGAGGAGGUCUUGGUGUAUUUGACUUCAAUUAAAAGUUAUCUACAUUCAGACGACACCUUCAACUUCAAUUUUGCCCAGGCCAAAACGGCCUGCAACCAGUUCAAGGAAGCUGAAGAGACUUUCCUGCUAAUACAGGACGCCCACAUAAAGAAUGACUACAUAUACGUGUCGAAUCUGGCGCGGUGCUACGUCAUGAACAAGAAACCGCAGCAGGCAUGGGAGUUGUACCUGAAGAUGGACAACGGCGCCGAGAGCUUCAACCUGCUCCUCCUCAUAGCAAACGACUGCUACAGGAUGGGCGAAUUUUGGUAUGCUGCCAAGGCGUUCGAUACCUUGGACAGGCUGGAACCCAACCCCGAGUUCUGGGAGGGGAAGAGGGGGGCCAUCGUCGGCGUUUUUCAGGGAGUGAUCGCGAAGAAAUUCCCCGUGGACACGCUAGGCGAUGUGCUGCAGCUGCUGAGGAGCAGCACAUCGAACCAGGCCGACCAAAUAGCGAAGGUAAUAAGAAAAUGGGCCAAAGAACAAAGACUAAGCAUAUCGUAGUCGAACAAUGGGCAUUGCACGAUCCACCACCACUCCACAAACGAGAUAACGCACACUACAACAACGAAAGCUUAUCAUUUCCUGAAACUUUAUCGUAAUUAUGUUAUUAGUAACGUUGGAUCUAAUCUGAUUCCUUGAAUUGUAUUCUGUGCAAUAAACCUUGAAGUAGAGAGUAAAUAUAUUUUGGAGUUA
This is a messenger RNA of Anoplophora glabripennis (Asian longhorned beetle), 1872 nucleotides long. It is a transcript of the gene Ttc26, whose product is annotated as intraflagellar transport protein 56. Gene Ontology annotation, biological process: intraciliary transport involved in cilium assembly; intraciliary anterograde transport. Gene Ontology annotation, cellular component: ciliary basal body; intraciliary transport particle B; ciliary base. NCBI's taxonomy places the organism in Eukaryota, Metazoa, Arthropoda, Insecta, Coleoptera, Cerambycidae. Gene Ontology annotation, molecular function: protein binding; intraciliary transport particle B binding. The record is from RefSeq and is a predicted model, not a curated record. Bases 1 to 1680 code for a protein of 559 amino acids. The transcript has 9 exons.